Molecule: messenger RNA, 4483 nt
Organism: Brienomyrus brachyistius
Lineage: Eukaryota; Metazoa; Chordata; Actinopteri; Osteoglossiformes; Mormyridae
Gene: cep72
Product: centrosomal protein 72
Exons: 14
Coding region: 18-1880 (620 amino acids)
Molecular function (GO): protein binding
Source: RefSeq, a predicted model, not a curated record
CUUCCCGGGCAGCGGGGAUGGAAAGAUCCCAGCUUUGCUCCGGACCGCGAGACUGCGGCUCUCAUGCGGUCUCCCAUUCGCAGGCUGGCGGCCUGACCGCGCAUGCGCGGCACCCCCAACCCCCGUUUGAAAACAUGGCGCCGGAGUAUCUGUCAGUAACGGAGCGGUGGAUACGUCGGAAAGUUAGUCUUCAUCACAGCUGUUUAGCGGAUGUCAGGUCUUUGUGUUUACCGGGAAAUUACGAAGGGAAAAUCCGUCACCUAGGAAACUCCCUGAAGAACUUUGUACGCCUUAAAACUUUGGACCUCUCCCACAAUGCUCUGGUGUCUGUUGAGGGGAUUCAACAGCUCAAGAUGCUGGAGGUUCUGAAUCUGUAUUACAACAACAUUUCAUCCCUGAAAGAUGUUCUUUUGCUGUGCAAGCUGAAGGCCUUGAGGGAGCUGGAUUUGAGACUUAAUCCCGUAGUCAGGAGCACCCCAGACUACCGGCUCUACCUGGUGUACGCCUUGCCCAACCUCCGCAAGCUUGAUGACUGUCCGGUUAGAGACAGUGAAAGAAAGGCGUCCAUACUGCGUUUCCCCACGGAUGCCAUGUUUGACAACGGGCAAGCGGCUGCUUUUCCUCCAGGCAGAAGCCAGAGGAGCAGUCAGCCAAGGACAGCCUUAGUGAAUCGGAUGGUCGAGAAGCGCUUCUUCUUGGAUGACAACGAUGAAGCCGUGCUUAACCUUGUUACUAAGGGCAACCUGGAUCCGAGUGAACCUCUGAAAUCCUCCACCAAUAAGCAGCCAGAAUGCCAACUCUAUGAUUUAUUGGAGGAAUAUGGGAACUUCGGGAAAGAUGACUGUCAAAACCAUGCUGACAAUUUCCGAUAUCCGAAGCAGGAUUCUCCUAAAUUCAUUCUCCAUUAUUCUCCAGAAAUAAAAACCAAACACCAGUGUGCUACAGAGCCAAAGGUUACAGAUCUGGGUGAAGGUGGGUGUGUGUUAAGGACUGACAAGGGCCCAAGGGUCACCUUCAUUGAUCCUGUACGUGUGAGUCAAGAGCUGAACACCAGCAUAUCUGAGACCCGGGCCAGGAUAGCGGCUCGUGGGACCUUCACCCCAGUGCCUGCAGACCCCCCAUCCCGUGCCACCAUUCAAGGCGGCCGACCCUCACAAUGUCCCAGACCCUCUUCAGCUCCAGAAGGGAAGAGCGCAGAUCGACAGGAGUCCUUUAUCUUUGAUAGCAACUAUGGAAAACCUUUGGCUUCAUUGCUAGCCCUCGUGGAUCAGCACUGGGGGGGUGAGAGAUCGCUCAAGCGCAAUCACACAUUCCUGGUUGAAGCGGUUCGGAUCCUUUCGGGAAUGGAGCAGGUUGCCUCAGGCCCAGGGGAGGAAGAUAAAUCUCUGAAGGCAAACAUUAAGAACCUAAACACCCAACGGCAGAGAGAAGCAGAGGCGCAUCAGUCGGAGGUCCAGGGUCUUACCCGACAGCUGGAACAAGCUCGGAGCUCCAUAGAGGAAUUAAAUCAGCACCUUAAGGAGCUUUUGGAGGAGAACCUGUCUUUGCAGCGGCAGCUUAUUAAAUCAGAUCGGAGGCUCUUGGAGAGCCGGAUGGACAGAGUGCCGGGGGCUGUAGAGGAGAGGGGCACAGCUGCAGGUGUGAGGAGGGAGGUGGAGGAGCUGAAGGAGAGGCUCCAGCAGGCAGAGAAGGUGCAGGAGUUGGCUGACAUACUAAAGGAAAGCAACAGAUCUUUGUUGCAUAAUAAUAAAUGCCUUGUGGCGGAGCUAGAGGAGACCAGAACCCAGCACCGGGCGGCGCUGGAGCAGCUGGACCGGAGGUUCUGUGAGCUCAGCAGAACCGUCAGCUUGGUGCCCGAGACGUGCAAGAGGAAGACGUGAUCUCUCGGGUUCUUUCAAGUUUUUAACACUUUUUGUACAGUUUUCACCCUUUUUUAAAAUAUAUCUUCAGUUUAUAAUGCGUAUCCGUGGAUGGUGACGCGUUUUGUAAUACCGAACAGCGAACUAACUGCUAGGGAUGGUUGACUUUUUACGCAUAAGGCCUUUGUAGCAUAACCUGGGAUGGUGAGUCAUCUUUUCCCCUGUCAGUAGGUCCUGUAUGGUGUUUGGGUAACUUUACUGUCGCUCAUUUAUAACAGAAGCACUAUAGCACUAUAUCUUGGAAUCUGUUAUGUAUGUUACAGUACGAAGUGCUUGGGCCUGUUUACUUAGGCCUGCUGCUGUGUUUGAAUUGGGUCUCUGCGCUGCCUCACUCCCUCGCACCCGGGGAGCGUGAGCGCCUUUGCUCUCAUCCUGCUGCCAUUCCCUGGCAGGCCUGCAUGUAUUCCCCAGUCAAUAUGAGCGUUGUAUUCGCUCCUCCUCCGUCCAGCAUGUCAUACAGAUUGUCACGAACGCUACACUUUCCCCACAAAUAAUUCCUUAACAUAAGGUCAGUCCAGCACAGAAGCAUUUUCUUUCUUUAUUUUUUUUUGUUAAUUUCCACUUUUAUUAUUAUUAUUAUUUACCACUUGAAACAGGAGCAUAUGCAGAUACUAAAGAUUUACCUUUAUUGAAAGUAACAAUGUCAAAAAUCACAUUGCAUGCACCGGGCCAACACAGGUUUCAAAUUCAAAGACGUUAUUACAUUUCCUAAACAAAAGGUGCACAAUAUUUUGGUAUUAAACACACAAACCAGCAUCUAACACUUUGAAAUUAAUAGUGGAAAUAAGCUAAUUAAUGACAUACAGCAAAUGGGUGUAUGCCAGGCGUAUCACAGUCCGAAUAUAGACGCGAAUCACAUGUCCUACUUUACAGUGUUUCUUGGCAAAUAAUUAACUGAGGCAGUGCUUGAGUCACAUUUUACCCUGAUGCCAUGACAAUGGUUCUACGCUACACAACAGGUUAAAGAAAUGCUUACAGCCUGGUGUAAUAGCUUAAUACGUCAAAGUAGCUCACAGAUAAUUUCGUUUUAUAAGUUUAGAACGUCAGGUUCUGCAGACGUACAUCUGGUGUGAGUUUGAGGAGCCCUGCGUAUUCCACCCAGACCUUCCUUUGUACAAAAUAGUGCGGCACAUUUGGGAGUUUUGUGAUUUGAUGUCUUUCCACCCUUAAUUGCUGGUGGAAGGAAGCGAUUUCUCUGAGUAAAGCGGCCGAGGGUGAGACUGGGCCAAGAUUAAGCGUCACAAAAAUAUCUGUAGGACAAUUUACCGCAAUGAAAUCUAAAAUGCACAUACUUUACACUGCUGCUCAGGAAUCGAGAUGCAAUUACAUUGCAUUAUACAAUACACACAAAUAUAUAUUUAAAUAUCUAUAUAUAAAUAAACAUUCAGUAUGGUGUUGACACUAUCUGCCUGAUGUCUUGGUAGGUUUUGGUAGGAGAUUCAAUAGUCGAUUCCAACCCUGUCCUUAGACACCCCCCCCCCCCCCCCCGCCCCACACAGUCUGCGUUUUUGCUCCCUCCCAGAGCCCAGCAGGGCCUACAUUUCGGCACAGAGUCAAGAUGUGUAUGACCCUGGUACCUUUGGACAUGAGUGCAGCAUUUAUAAGUGAAUUAUAACUAGUGGUUAUCCUGCUGGCCCCCAGUGUCCAAACAUUGGUCUUGCUGUAUUGGCUUCAUGAAACACGAAGAGGGGAAUUCAACCCACUUAGAGUUAAGGGCAGAUAAACACCUGAGGGCUGAAGUUUUCACCUGAUGUCUUUGCGUUAUUCCUGCAAGCAUCAGGAUCAUGUUUGUUUAUCCUGAAUAUGCGGCGGGUCCACAUGCUACAGCAAAGUGCAAGAGGAUGCAGCUUAGACCCCAAAGCCUUUUAAAACAACAUUGAAUAGAAAUGGGAACUUCAUAGAAAUCUAAAGCAAGAGCAGAAAGUUCAGGCCUAAACUGGACAAGCGGUGCCACAGCGAACGACGUCACAAAUACCACAAAUAUCUUACACUUCCGACGACUUACUUGAGAAUCAGUUUUGAUUAAAGCCCAGAUAAUUAACAAGGGUUUCAGGAUUAGGAAGCCUGGAAGGGAGCCGUGACGACUGGCUCCUGAUGAACUGCUUGUGAUAUUAAUUACAAGAAUGACAACUGACAUGCACCUCAACAGAAGAAAAAGGUACGGAAGUUAAAAUACAGUACUGAUACCUUAUAAUGGUGAAUAGGAUCUGAGAUAAAAGGAUUUCAUCUUUAUAUGAUAUACAGAAAAUACAUACAAUCUUUCUGCUAAGAGAAAAAUAUAUUUUUGAUGAGACAACUAUCGUUGUUACUGAAUAACCUAAGGAGCUGAAUGAAAAAAUUUAAUAUUUAUGACACACUACAUUAAUCUAAAGGCAAACGGUUAAAUUUGUUCAAAAAAUAUGUCUGCUUAACUAAUCAGAAACUAAAAUGUUAGGCAAAGGGGAAAAACUGGGAAAGCAGAGAAUUCUGGUUGGCAUCAUUGAAUAAAUGAGAGUAUUUCAUCUUUAUGCAUAUCUGCAACACCGUUUUAAGAAGGAAGAAAUAAAUAAAAUUUAAAAGUGCAA